Molecule: messenger RNA, 678 nt
Organism: Drosophila nasuta
Lineage: Eukaryota; Metazoa; Arthropoda; Insecta; Diptera; Drosophilidae
Product: trypsin inhibitor
Exons: 3
Coding region: 83-256 (57 amino acids)
Molecular function (GO): serine-type endopeptidase inhibitor activity
Source: RefSeq, a predicted model, not a curated record
AUAAAGCAGUCCAGUUGCCUAGAAAUAAAUAAAGCAAAGUUCAAUUGAAAAUUAACUUACAUCGAAAUUAAAAUUCAAAAUCAUGAAAUUAUUUCUCUGUCUGCUGUGCUGCUUUUUGGCCUUCUUGCUGGCCAACCCAGAGAAAACUGAAGAGCGAUGCAUGUUUAAGGCGGAUGCCGGUCCGUGUAAUGCCAAGAUCACAAUGUUUGCCCAUGAUCCCUUCGAAGCAGACACAUCGCACAUUAAUUACGAAUAGUAAGUAAUAACUGGAUAAACUGCUGAAGUCAAGUCACACAGCUUGUGUGGAGUGUUUGCGUGGGCGUGCAGCGUCUGAAUUACAACAAUCAAAGCAACAAUGUUAGCAACAACAACAACAACUGGACAACAACAGACAUGAGCAACAUGCGACGUGCGCUGGCUUGAUGCCAAUUUCGUGUGGAUCCCAAGUUGCCAAGAGACUCAACCCCAGACAAAAAUACCAAUAUGAAUACGAAUACGAGUAUGAAUAUGAGUGCUGAGUGCCUCGUACUCGUACUCGUAGUCGUACUCACAUGCAUGUGAACGUGUUUAAACAAAUACAAUUUGCAAUUAUAUGGCAAGCAAAUCAAGUAGAAAUCAGCAUGCGAUUUCCACCUGUGACCGGCGUCAUAAUUCGUGGCUGUGUUUUUGGUCAUAAAU